CUCUGGUGGACCCGUUAUUCUGUUCCAAUUUCGAGGUUCUGAUAUGAUGUGUUGUUCAUCCACCUCCAACGCUUGUUGACCCAAGACCAAAAGUCUCUCACCAACGCCGCCGUCCCCGCUCUCAUCACUUGCGGCUGGAAUCUUGCUUGACCAAUCUGUCUCUCUUUAUUUUUUUCUUGUGGCCUUACAGUCUACACACAUUGAGCCACAACAAGCCGCUCUCCAACGUCCUCCUCCGGUAGGUGUAAUCCACCCACCAUAAAGAUUACUGCGGGACCCUUUGCGAGACCUUUUGCGAGAAGUGGCGUGUAGGCGUCGUCUUAUUUGCUCCCACGGGGGCGUUUCCUGCCCUUCAUCCCGCGAGAGCAAACUCAACGAACCACUGACAAUUAGCACCGCUGCAUUGGAAAGGGAACACUCUCCAAACUCAAGCCACAGCUAGCUGCCCUCCUCCUUAGUACUUGACUACUUUACAUACUGGUGCCCACGGUAACAGAGAUACAAGACGCUUUUCAUCACUCCUCGACCCCACCGAGAGCUGCGCCUAAGACCGCCUUAUAUUGUGCAACCCCUCCGGUGUUGACUGCCGUCCGUCAUUCGACGCCGAUAGUCGUGCCGUUGCUAGGUAGAAACCAUAUCAGGCCCGCCUUCCAAAACUAACUCGCUAUCGCUACCUGGGUUUUGUGGCCGAGGGGACGAUCUGAAGACAGCAUUUAUUAUCAUUCUGGGCCUUAGACCUUGGGAUUCACCUCGCAACGCAAGACUCUCCGACCGUGGAGGAUCUGGAGGAUCUGAGGUGUCUGGGCAGCUUUGCUUCGCAACUGGGUUGUCUACAAAAUCUCCGAGACUCUAUAACUUCCCCCUGUUCAGUUUGCGUAUUUAGACGCAUGGUAUACGAGCGCAAUUGACGGCAGUCACUUCUGUCCAAAAUUCACUUUCUUCAUAACUGUCUUCGACGUCAGGAAUGUGGGAACUGAGUACCACGUAUACGACACCAGAAACAAACGAAAUAUCGAAUUCCAUGGGACAUUCAUACUUUGAGCCUCCGCAAAACUUGAUUCCCAGCUAUCCCCAUCUACCUUUGGACUCCGUACUUUCGCCUUCAGGAGAACCGCCAGCACUAACGAAUGUUCAAAGACUUGGAUUCUCAAACUCAUCGAAAUUGGCAAAGAUAAUGAGAUCAAUGUCUACUCCAAACGUACGUGGGCAAGCAACAGCCGAUGCAGCUGCGCUUGCGCUCUCGGCAGACAAAAGAAGAAACAAAUUGGGUUACCAUAGAACCUCCGUCGCAUGUGGUAAGUGGUGAACGCGUGUAGAACAGAAUCGCUGGUGGAUCUGAAGGCGAGUAGCAGAAAACUGAUGAUAGAUAGGCCAUUGUCGGCGACGGAAGAUUCGAUGCAUUCCAGCACCAGCCGACCCUCAAAGUCGAUGUUCGAAUUGCAUCAGACUGAAAAAGGAAUGCAAUUUUUAUCCCGUGGAUCAACAGCCUCCAUCUCAGCCUCAGCCAGAUACAAGGCGCGGAGAUUCAAAGAGCCACAGUGGUACAGGAAGAGCCUCCGAAUCCUCCUCGCCCACGACUUCGACAGGCCAAUUACCUGAGAUUCAGUCAAACUUACCCUACCCACAUAUGCCAGCAAUUCAGAAUGUACCCAGUCCACAGAUGAAACGGCAAAGGACUGAGAGUUAUUCGCCAGAGAGUAAAGGUGUGUUGUCGGUUAACUCAGCAAUCAACGAUUACCCUGACAAAGUCGCAGUCGUCACAUCUGCACGUAACUUUGACUACAAUAACCAUGGAACUACCAACUGGAUGGCUCCAGAUGCUUCGCCAGGCAUCAAGAAUCCAGGAGAUGUGUCCCAGCAAUACUGGCGCGCAAAUGCUCAAGACUCGCCAUUGACCCCGGCGUUCUCACCAUUUACUCCCAACCUACAAAUCCCUCCUACGCAAAAUUGGCCAACUCCUCAUACGGAGCCAAGCCCGAGAGAAGAUAUGUCAUGGCCUGUACCACAGCGCUCGAUGUCUUACAACAAUCUGGAUGGAUUGCAAAAUCAUCAACAAAAUUAUGCCCCCUACUCGCAAGCUCCCCCAGACCAUUACACGGCAAAGCCUCGUUCUCAACAACUUCCGGCAAUGUAUCCUCCACCACUGUCGGCUAGUAGUAUGAUGGCUCAAACUACCUCUCCAACCACUACCGACCCGCUUCCUCAUCCUCACUCAGCGGGUUCAUUGCCUCCGGCACCAUACGGAUCGUGGCAGCAACCGUAUUAUCCCAAGUCAAUUGGGUCAACUGGCGAGGACAAUUAUCAUGGUUGGAACAACAAUCAAGGACUUCCUCGGCCAGCUCAGUACUCGGGGAGUACUCAUGCAUCAGCACCAACUCCUGCGUACUAUGCUGAACCUCAGAGUGGAGUGUACUAUGCACCGCACCAAGGGCAUUCGGGUCGGUAA
Hymenoscyphus albidus is the source of this 2446-nucleotide messenger RNA. The record is from the annotation of a GenBank genome assembly. NCBI's taxonomy places the organism in Eukaryota, Fungi, Ascomycota, Leotiomycetes, Helotiales, Helotiaceae.